AUGGCGAUCAGUGAAGACUUCAACGGCGUCAAUGGUGCUGCAACUAAUGGCCAUGCCACAAUGCUAUACACCACAAAUGGGCUUAAUGGACACGUGAACGGCACGAGCAAGAGGGAACUGGACGGCUCUUUGGACAUUAAAGUACUUGGUAUGAACAGUGGCACUGCAAUGGACGGUAUAGAUUGUGCCUUAGUACACUAUCGACAAGCCUCACCCGCCGCACCGUUACGGAUGGAGAUUCUACAGUACGAUGAGUUACCUGUUCCUCAGUGGAUCAAGAAACCAGUCCUCACGAUGCUCCGGGAAACGAAGACAACACCUUCUCGAAUGUCUCAGCUCAAUGUCCAACUUGGUAUCAUGUUCGGGGACGCUGUAAAGACAUUCUGCACAAAGCACGAUAUCCCGAUCGAGAGUAUAGAUCUGAUCGGCUCGCAUGGGCAAACAAUCUGGCUGCUGUCCAUGCCCAAAGAUGGUGAGACUCGAUCUGCUUUUUGCCUGGGCGAAGGCACAGUGAUCAGCGGGAUUACCGGAAUCACGACAGUCACGGAUUUCCGCAUGGCUGAACAAGCUGUUGGUCGUCAAGGAGCCCCUCUUGUCGCUCUCAUCGAUGGACUCCUCUUGCACCACCCCACCAAGUGGCGGAUUUGCCAGAACAUCGGUGGUAUCGCCAACCUGUGUGUGAUCCCGCCAGACAGCAAAGGCGGAGUUGAUGCAAUGGUGGAUUGGGACUGCGGCCCAGGUAACAUGUGGAUUGACGCUGCUAUGCGUUAUUUUACCAAGGGAGCUCAGGAAUACGACAGAGAUGGUGAGUGGGGUGCCCAAGGAACCGUUAAUCAAGCCAUCGUCGAUCGAUUUCUUGAGAGCGAUCCAUACUGCAACCACACACCACCCAAAACAACUGGCCGCGAAACAUUCGGCGACAACGAAGGCCUGGCCAUAGUUGAGGAGUGUCUGUCAUUAGGCAUGAGCAAGUAUGAUACGGUCGCAACCAUCACCCGCAUCACGGCCGCGAAUAUUGUGAAACAGUACCGGCAGUUCUUCCCCAGGUUCAAUAUUAACAUCGACGACAUCGCAGAGGUUUACAUGUGCGGUGGAGGUGCUAGGAACCCCAACAUCAUCAAGCAUCUCCGCGAAUCUUUGCCAAACACCAGAAUCUGUAAGCUGGACGAGACAGGUGUCCCAUCUGAUGCCAAGGAGGCUGUCAGCUUUGCACAACAAGCACUGGAGGCUAUCCUUGGCCGCGCUGCGCUCGUCCCGGUCAACAGUGAUUCGUUGACUCCAAACACUAUCUCUGGGAAGAUUGCCCCUGGCCUGAGGUGGCGAGAGAUAAUGAGCAUGGCGCUAGAGUUCGGCAAGGGGGAAUCCAGCCUGCCGACCGUCAAGGAGAUGAUUGUGGAGCGGCCUUAUACUGAUUGGAAGUCUUGA
Exophiala spinifera is the source of this 1425-nucleotide messenger RNA. RefSeq lists its product as uncharacterized. The coding region runs from base 1 to 1425 and encodes 474 amino acids. The transcript has 2 exons. Gene Ontology annotation, biological process: amino sugar metabolic process; peptidoglycan turnover. The record is from RefSeq and is a predicted model, not a curated record. Lineage: Eukaryota; Fungi; Ascomycota; Eurotiomycetes; Chaetothyriales; Herpotrichiellaceae. Gene Ontology annotation, molecular function: phosphotransferase activity, alcohol group as acceptor; ATP binding.